Molecule: messenger RNA, 888 nt
Organism: Trypanosoma brucei brucei TREU927
Lineage: Eukaryota; Euglenozoa; Kinetoplastea; Trypanosomatida; Trypanosomatidae
Exons: 1
Coding region: 1-888 (295 amino acids)
Source: RefSeq, a predicted model, not a curated record
AUGAAGGGUGCCGUGCCAUCCACAUGGGCGUCGCUUGCAUCCGUAUGGAAGAAAACAGUAGGAGAAUUUGAACUGUCAACUCUUCUCAUGGCGCAGGCGGUUGCGAUGUUGGCACUUUAUAAAGUAACUAAUGGAUUUCAAAUGCCAUUCCGCUCCCUCUUCUUUUUCAUACUUGUGAUUUAUGUCAUUUUACUCGCCCUGCACCUCGUCGGCGCUGUUCCCCUCCUUUUCGAGGUUUAUGACAUUAUUGUACGGAAUUAUACCUCAACACAAGAGGGCGACAGUAUGAUUCACCUUUGCAGGGAUCUUCAUGAGCUGGCUGAAACGGAGCGUGCGCGUGUGAUGUUUGUUCUCACUCUUGUGUAUGUUUUCCUUCAAUCUUUUUGUCUACCGGGAUCUGCACUCAUCAACGCGGCGAUUGGUGCCGUCAUUGGCCUUCCAUUAGGUGUGCCGUAUUGUGUUUUAAUGGGUACUGCUGGAGCCUCCAGUUGUUACACAAUUUCUCACAUUAUUGCGGGGAGAUGUAAUGGUCAUAACAACCGUCUCGUGCAGAAACUCCGCAAACAAGUGGAGGAGCGAACUCCUAGUGAUUUAUUUGCUUAUUUUCUGUUGCUCCGACUUACGCCCGUCGUGCCAAAUUGGCUACUUAACAUGGCUUCCCCCGUUGCAGGCGUGCCGUUACCGACUUAUGCUGCCGGUACGCUUAUUGGAAUUAUUCCACAAACGUACAUUUCUGUGAGAUUUGGAGAGGCAGCACUCACUACGCUGUCAGGUGAGGAAUUAAUGAUGACACCUUGGGAUAUGAUGUGGAUUGGAAUUCUCUGCAUUGUUGUGUUUGCCGGAUGUAUGCUCAAGAGACGUUAUGGGAAAGUGGAUUGCAACACGUAA